This is a messenger RNA of Phaedon cochleariae (mustard beetle), 1126 nucleotides long. NCBI's taxonomy places the organism in Eukaryota, Metazoa, Arthropoda, Insecta, Coleoptera, Chrysomelidae. The record is from the annotation of a GenBank genome assembly.
ACAGAAUUUUGCCAAAGCUGAGUGAAAGCUGAGGUUUUUGAAGGGUUGUUGAAGGCUGUUCGUUUUGAUUUUGUUUGUGUUGUGUGAUUUGUAGAAAUAAACGGCGGUAGAUUGUACGCCAUAUUUAUUUUCAUUUUCUGCCUUGGAGUUUUACUAUUCAUAUUUUUCUAUGAAAAAACUGGAUGUUGACAGUGCUGACUGCUGAGUUGGGGAUAAAUUGUCCCAAUUGAAAUUAACUUUCAAUAAUAAAUAUUAGGUAAACACUUACUACCUAUAUUUUUGAGGUUAACUAAAAGUCAUAAGCAUUUUCUUGAAAAUGAGCAAAGCCAAAAAGACUUCUACAUCACCAGAACCAGCAGGAGAAACUAACGAAGAAUACAUCGUUGAGAAAAUCAUCGAUAGCAGAAUAAAUGCCAAUGGAGUGAAAGAAUAUCUUCUAAAAUGGAUUGGUUAUAAUGAUGAGGAUAAUACCUGGGAACCUGAAGAAAAUCUAGAUUGUCCCAGUCUCAUCAAAGCCUAUGAAGCAGAAAAAUUGGCAAAAGAAAAAGAGAGAAACAGUAAAAAAAGAAAAGCAGAAGACACUCCAAAGCGCAAGGAUGAUAAGAAAAUCCAUGGUUUUGACAGGGGCUUGGAACCUGAAAAGAUUAUAGGAGCAACUGAUAGCUCAGGUCCACUUAUGUUCCUCAUGAAAUGGGUGGGUACUGAUGAAGCAGAUCUAGUUCCUGCCAAACAGGCCAAUGUCAAGUGCCCUCAAGUUGUUAUCAAAUUUUAUGAAGAACGACUCACCUGGGCUGCUCCAUCCUCAGAAGAGAAUAAGAACAGUUAAUUUUCCUAUCAACACCUCAUAUUCUCUACAUACCUGCUGGUAAAAAGGUAUGUCAAUCAUUAAAUAACACUAUUGAACCUGGCCAAAACUGUAUCCUAGCUAGACUUUACUAUUAUUUUUUGUUCAAGGGGAAGAUGGAAGUUUCUUCUUUGAAUCAAUUCUCCAUUGGAUUAAUCCCAGCAUCAUAAUUGGACAAAUAGUAGAUAAUUGAAAAUUUUUAUUAUUUUUGAAAUGUGAAUUGUUUUAUUGAGAGGACUUGUUGCUAUUCCCUUGGAAACACCAUAGUUUGGGUACCAUUUU